GUUACGCCACUCGCCACACCGUGUUUAUUACCUGGGACAUUGCAGGGCGCGCAGCGGGUAUACCUUUCAGUGUGACUUUCCUCUCCUCUCGUGGUCCUUAGCAGUGAGCAUGACUCUGUGUCUGGGAUGUCUGUCCGUUCUCGUGGCUCUUGCUUUAUCAGUUUAUGUUCUACAAAAACUCUGCUUCCCAUACUUUUGGAGAGAUCUUCUUUUUCUGCAGAAAGUCGUCAGAUACGGUGCGAAACUGGAAGUAUUCAAGCUGACUUCCAGCGUGCGUACGGUCCUGGACAGGUUCCUCCAGCAGGUACAGCGCAUCCCCGACAAACCGUUUGUAAUCUACGACGGGAACGUCCACACCUACCGGGACAUUGAUCGGCGUAGCAAUAGACUGGCAAACGUGUUCCUGGAGAAAGCCAACUUGAGGAAAGGAGACUGCGUUGCCUUGCUCAUGAACAACGAGCCCGACUUUUUGUGCGUUUGGUUCGGGUUAGCGAAGGUCGGCUGCUCGGUUGCUUUCCUCAACACGAACAUCAAGUCCAAGUCUCUGUUGCACUGCUUUAACUCCUGUGGAGCUAAAACUCUAAUAGUUGGUUCAGACUUAGUGGAAGAGCUGGAUGGCAUCCUAAACAGUCUGCUGCCGGACAACAUCCAGGUGUGGGCAAUGAGGAGCUGGACCAAACACACGGAGGUGCACUCUCUGCUGGAUAAGCUUGAAUCUGCAUCGGACCGAGAGCUUCCAUGCUAUUUGCUAUUUUGUAAAUGUAGCGUCCCAAAUAUAACGUUAUGCGGUUAUUUCCCCACAGGUCUUCCUAAGGCUGCAGUGAUCACGCACCUCCAGAGCCUGAAGGCAGCAGCAGGUUUUUGGGCAUUUGGGGCAACUGAAGAUGAUGUAAUGUAUGUCACCUUGCCACUCUAUCACAGCGCAGCAUCCCUGAUUGGUGUCGGUGGAACUAUAGAGCUAGGAGCAACCUUAGUCUUGAAGAAGAAGUUCUCAGCCUCUCAGUUCUGGAAUGACUGCAGAAAACAUGAUGUUACUAUUUUCCAGUAUAUUGGUGAACUCUGCAGGUACCUCUGCAACCAGACAAAGACAGAGCUUGAUAAAUUUCAUAAGGUGCGGAUGGGAGUGGGAAAUGGGCUGCAUCAGGAUGUGUGGCAGGAGUUCCAAAGUCGCUUUGGGAAAAUCAAAAUGUGUGAAGUAUAUGGCUCCACUGAAGGAAACCUCUGUUUCAUGAACCACAUUGGCAAGAUUGGAUCAGUAGGCCGCUCCAACUUCUUUUACAGGCUCCUGUUUAAGUAUGAUUUGGUGAAGUAUGACAUUGUGAAAGAUGAACCAGUGAAAGAUCAGUAUGGUUUCUGCCGGCGAGUGGACAAGGGUGAGAUGGGGCUUUUACUUUCCAAGGUCAGCGCUAUUAGCCCAUUCUUUGGCUACGCUGGAAGCAAGGAACUGACUGAAAAGAAGCUGAUGAGAAAUGUGUUUGUCAAGGGUGAUGCCUACUUUAACACAGGCGAUCUCAUGGCGGAAGACCAUGAGGGCUUCAUUUUCUUUAGAGACCGAGUCGGAGACACAUUCAGGUGGAAGGGUGAAAAUGUAGCCACGACAGAGGUGACAGAGAUUCUUGGGCUGGUAGAUUUUAUCCAAGAAGUCAACGUGUAUGGAGUGCAAGUACCAGGACACGAGGGCAGAGGAGGAAUGGCAUCAAUCAUUGUAAGACCGGGCUUCAUAUUUGAUGGAAAGAAGCUGUUUGAGCAUGUAGUGAGGGAUCUACCAGGAUACGCUCGUCCACUUUUCAUAAGGCUUCAGGAGGUCAUGGAAACGACAAGUACCUUCAAACAGCAAAAGUUCCAUCUGGUGCAGAGUGGUUUCAACCCCUCAAAAGUCAGUGAUCCUCUCUAUGUGUUGGACUACAAGCAAAAGAGCUACAUUCCUCUGACAGACACAAUCUACCAGAGCAUCAGUGCUGGAGAGCACAAGCUAUAGAACUGACAAGUAUGAGUGUGACUAUACAGUUUUAAAUGCACAAGAGUUUGAAAAUGUUUAAUGAAUAUUUUUAAAGAAAACAUCUGACACAUUAUAUGAACCUGAAUGUGUUACUAUGUCACAGCAAUCCAAUGACUAAGCCUAAUAAAAUACUUAAAAUGGAAAACUAGAAAAGAUCUUCAGAUCUUUUGGAUUUGAUGACACUGUAGAUAUUAGUAGUAAUAAUAAAUGCAAUUUUGGAAGAAUUCAGACAAUAAAUUAUACCUUUUUACAUCA
Messenger RNA from Neolamprologus brichardi, 2254 nucleotides. Lineage: Eukaryota; Metazoa; Chordata; Actinopteri; Cichliformes; Cichlidae. The record is from RefSeq and is a predicted model, not a curated record.